CUCUUCCCUUCCGACGCUGGCUUUUAUUUUUUUUAUUCUCAUAACGAGCCAUUAAUAUCAAUAAUAAUGCCCUCGAUCCGUCUUACACUCGUCAACAAUGCCAAGCAGACCCAGAAGUCUGCUGUCAUUCUCAAAAUCAGUGAUACGCUUGAUGGAUCCGCGGAUCCUAUUAACGAUAUUCUCACCCUUUCAAAGAACAAGUUGCGUCUCAAAAAAGCGAAAACAUUGUACCUGAACCAUGGAGUUGAACUUAAUGACCCAACAUGGCUGCUCAAUGGCAAAGUUACUCAAGAUAGUUUGAUUUAUGUCUCCUGUGGUGAAGGAUACGUUGGACAAACAAAAUCAGAUACCACAACUACACCAGUAGAGAACCAGAAUGAUUUGUCAGCUUCUUCCGACAAAGCUGAACCAGAUUCUAUCGCUGAAAAGCUGAGCACUCUAGAAUUGGAACCAGAAAUCUCUGCAACAAUUACCAUUUUGGCCAAAAAGAGCUAUAUCGAUCCUGAAGCAAACGCACAGCUCAACAGGACUGCUAUGUUGCCUGGUAUGCGUCAGGUCAUCGGACAGCCAGAUCUUCAUCCCGGCAACCAGCAUCCUAUUGGAGCUACAUUUAUCACGCAAAGUCUGAUUUAUCCAGCAUUGAUUGGGAACGAUAUUGGUUGUGGCAUGGCUGUAUAUAAGACGCGAUUGCCUUCUAAUAUAAAGCCUCAGAAAAUAGUCGACAAGCUGCAUCAUUUGGAGGGCCGCUGGACUGAGGGCGAUCCACAUGGAUUUCUGAUCUCACAGCUCGGUGAAGAGCAUUCGGAAACUGGAAAAGCACAUAUGGACCAACUCGGUACUGUUGGUGGUGGAAACCACUUUGCAGAAUUCGUAGUCGUGGAGCACAGAGUAGACCAGGAGAUCUGCGAUUCCAUCGGGAUCACGGACGCAAAUGCUUAUCUCAUCGUUCACUCUGGAUCUCGCAGAUUCGGGCAGACUGUUCUCGAGACUACCAAUAGUAUGCAGACGAAGGUUGAGAAGAAACAAUUGGGCAUUGUUGCAGACUCUGAAGUCGGGAAAAGUUAUUUGAAACAACAUGAUCUGGCCUGUGCCUGGGCGCGAACAAACCGUGAGCUGAUUGCGCAUCGUGUCCUUACCCGCUUAAACGCUGAAGAAGAUGCAGAGAAGAUCCUGGACAUCUGGCAUAACAAUGUGGAGCAAAAACUUAUCCCAAGUAUAGAUGCAGAGAGGCCUUGUUGGAUCCACCGUAAGGGUGCUGCUCCCAGUGAUCGCGGCUUAGUUGUCAUCCCAGGCUCACGUGGUCAUUUCUCGUACUUGGUGAUGCCAAAUGGUGAACAGGAAAAAAAUGGUUUCUCUUUGGCUCAUGGGGCCGGUCGAUUACUACCAAGAGCAAAGGCCUUACAGAAACGACCACAGACUUCGAAACAGGCAUCAAUUUCAGCACUCCAAACUACAGCUCUUGGCUCAAGUGUGAUUUGUGAAGAUACAGAUCUGUUAUUUGAGGAACAACCAGAAGCCUACAAGGAAAUAACAGAUAUAAUUGAUGAUCUGGGAUCCUUUGUAAAAGUCGUCGCCAUCAUGCGUCCUAUCUGUACAUACAAGAUGCGCAAAGAGGGUCGAACAUAGUUUUGUUGCGCGUUUUUAUGUCCAUGCAUUUUUAUACAUUUAUACAGCCAUAUUAAUAAAG
Messenger RNA from Lobosporangium transversale, 1687 nucleotides. Its product is annotated as tRNA-splicing ligase RtcB-domain-containing protein. The record is from RefSeq and is a predicted model, not a curated record. NCBI's taxonomy places the organism in Eukaryota, Fungi, Mortierellomycota, Mortierellomycetes, Mortierellales, Mortierellaceae. The transcript is spliced from 4 exons. Gene Ontology annotation, molecular function: RNA ligase (ATP) activity. The coding region runs from base 67 to 1626 and encodes 519 amino acids. Gene Ontology annotation, biological process: RNA processing.